This is a messenger RNA of Dimorphilus gyrociliatus, 606 nucleotides long. Lineage: Eukaryota; Metazoa; Annelida; Polychaeta; Dinophilidae. The record is from the annotation of a GenBank genome assembly.
AAUAUUAGAAAAUGGCGUGUAGUCACGUGACCUAUGGAGUGAAGUGUAGAAGCUUUGAAAUGCCCCAUGUCUAAACGCCCGAUCGAUGAUCCAUUAAAUGUUCUUCCUCAAAAAAAGCAUAUUAUUUCAAAUAUGAAUAUACACGUUAAAGUUUUAAGUGGUGAAAAGGCUGGAAAAUCCUAUACAAUUAAGGUAGGAGAAGGAUGUUCCAUUGUUGACUUAAAGAAUGAAGUUGCCGUUGAACUAAAGAUAGGUGUCGGAGACAUGAGGCUUGUUUUUAAUGGAAAACCCCUGCUAGAUACCAAAACAACAGCUGACUAUAACAUAACCGAUGGAGCUCGAUUGCACGCUACCAUUAAAGCUGCAGAUAAAUUUUCUCAAGAACAAAACUCCUCGACCUCUAGUACCAUAGAUGAAAAACCUCAAGUUCUAAAUUUUAGCGAGUCUUUCAUGAAAAUUCUUAAGAAACACUUUUUAGAACAAGACGCCCAAGAAGUCUAUCGUUUGUUUCAAAGAAAUAUUCACGUUACCGUAAAUGCAAUGAGUUUGGACGAUAUUGAGUAUAUGGCAAAAUCCAAAUUGAACAUAGAAACCAAGUCUGAGUGA